This is a messenger RNA of Brassicogethes aeneus, 318 nucleotides long. NCBI's taxonomy places the organism in Eukaryota, Metazoa, Arthropoda, Insecta, Coleoptera, Nitidulidae. The record is from the annotation of a GenBank genome assembly.
AUGGAUUAUUCACCUAUAAACACCGCGCUGGAAGAGUUUAAUGACUACUUUGUUGGAGAAUGGCUUGAAAAUGAUGCAAUUGGAAAUAUGUGGAAUUGCUACAAGGAAAAACAUAGAACUACAAACUCUUUGGAAGCCUGGCAUAGCAAAUUAAACAGAAGGUUGGGAAAAGUCAAUCCCAAUGUCUGCCAAUUGGUCUCUGCUCUAAAAGAAAAUGCCAUACACAACACUUUUUUACAAAACCGUCUAGAAAUCAACCUGACACCGAGCAAACGCUCGCAAUAUAGCAAUAUAUAUAAAUUUGGAUGCAGCCAUUGA